Spodoptera litura is the source of this 3516-nucleotide messenger RNA. RefSeq names its product dipeptidyl peptidase 9. Gene Ontology annotation, biological process: proteolysis. The record is from RefSeq and is a predicted model, not a curated record. Lineage: Eukaryota; Metazoa; Arthropoda; Insecta; Lepidoptera; Noctuidae. Gene Ontology annotation, molecular function: dipeptidyl-peptidase activity; serine-type peptidase activity.
AGUUGACAGCUGAGAAUGACAAAUGAGUGAGUUGUGAAGAUUACAACCGGUGAUAGAAGUGCGAUCGGUCAGCGACAGCGACCAUUUGGCAAGACAACUAAAAGUCAAAAACGAGUGUGUUGGCCCUAUUUUUAGUGAAACAAAAAUCAAAUCAGCGUAAUUUCAAUAUUAUAAUGAGAUCUCUAUUUGAAUAUUCAUUCAACUAGUCGAAUUAGGUGACUGUGAAGACAUAUCUAUUGUUCUUUGUUACAUCAUGAAUAAAAAUUCACCGAGGGAAGACAAUUGAUUUUUGGUAGUGUAAAAAUUAAUGGAAAUUAAUAUUAUGGAGGUGAGAGGGGCUGGGGAUGGGGCUGCUGCCGUAGACUAUGUUCGCCCACCUUCGAAACGAUAUACCUGGGCCGAAGUACGGCAGGCCGUACACGACUUACGGAAGGAGUUAUCAUGCCUAUCAACUAUGGUCCCGAUUGCAAUAAGUUUUCGUAAACUAGCCAAUGGAAAGAUAAGGAUAUAUUUUCUAAGGACUCCUCAGAAUGGAUGGGAGAUAACAUUACUAUACACUGAUGUAUCACCAACACAACAAGCAAAUAACAGCAGACUCGACUGGAAACCACUAAUCGAAUCCAACGUCGCUCUCGGCGUGUCAUCAGGGAAGUGGUCUCGCGAGGAGCAGUUGCUAUGGGAACGGCAGAGGGUGGCCGCCUGGGGCAUCGCCUCAUAUGAACUACACCAGACCUCCGGGAAAAUCAUGUUCCCUUGCGCAUCCUCGUUAUUUGUCGCUGAUGAGGGAUCUACACAGUCACCUCCCCUCGUCCCUCGUUGUCUAAACACCGGCGGAGGAGCGCCCCUAACUCCGGCAAUGUGCCCCCGAACCCCUGAGUUGGUGGCCCAUGCCGCUAGGGGCGACAUCUGGCUGGCGGGCGGGCAACUCAGACGGCCUACACGACUGACGUAUGCCUGUAAAGGACAUGAGCCUGAUCGGUUAGCAGACGACCCUCGCCAGGCUGGAGUCCCAUGCUACGUGACGCAGGAGGAGUUCUCCCGGUACACCGGCUUCUGGUGGCAACCACAGGCUGAAGAUGACAUAUACAGGAUAGUCUACGAGGAGGUGGACGAGAGCGAGGUGAAGAUCUACUGCUUCCCGUCCUCGCAGUCCACCAGCGGCGAGGUGGAGGAGUUCAGGUUUCCUAGAGCUGGUACUCCUAACGCCAAGUCCUCACUGAAGAUGUUGACAUUCAGACUUCAGAAGGCGACUUCCUCUACCGUCCUGGAUUAUUACCACGAGGGAGCUUCUGAACACUUAGGCGACACAAGCAACGGUUGCAUGGAAGUGGUGGACCUGCGAUGGUACGAGCUGAAGCAGCCGCUGAAGGAAUGCUUCCCCUGGUUCGAAUACCUGGCCAGGGUGGGGUGGACUCCUGACGGACAGUAUGUAUGGGCCCAACUCCUGGACAGAAAGCAGCAGCGUUUGGAGCUGGUCCUCAUCCCACUGUCACAGUUCUGUGCGCCGGCGCAUUACGACAUGGCCGGCGCUGUCAGCGCACGACAUGAACCGUCUACUAGCUAUGAACAGCCAAUACAAGACAUACAAAUCCUGGUCUCGGAGACGGCCCCAGACGCCUGGAUCAACGUCCACGACAUACUAUACUUCCUACCAUCAAGCGGUAAUGAGAUGAACUUCAUCUGGGCCAGCGAGGAGUCGGGCCAUCUACACCUGUAUUUGGUGACCUGUGCUCUUAUACAGAGGAGCCAUGGGCAAAAACGCACAGUAAUUGAGAUGAUAAACGAAGAUGAGAGCAACGCAGUGGGACCGAACAUGAUCAGCAAGGAGCCGAUCACUGCUGGAGAGUGGGAGGUCAUGUCCAGGAAGAUAUGGGUAGACACAGUUCGACAACUUGUAUAUUUCGUUGGGCUCCGCGAGACGCCACUGGAGCGCCAUCUAUACGUAGCGCCCCUGUCUCCGCCGCGACCUCACGCCGUGCUCCUGCUGACACCUGUCGGACAUUCUUGCACUGUUGAUAUUGAUGAGGAAUGCAGUACAGCGGUGAUAACCUCGUCCAAUAUAACGACGGCACCGGUGACGCGGGUGUACCGUAUCCUGCACACACCGCCGCGACUACUCGUACAGGGAAGCAUCACCGAAAGAGCUCCAUCAGAUUUCAUUUUUCCAGAAUGUACUGAAGUCAGGAGCCUGAACGGCUCGUGGGACAGCCGGGACGGCGAGGAGGACACAGACAGCGAAACCGGAUCGUUAAUCAGAGAACGUUCGCUAAGCCUGUCCGACAUCCCUCCGCCCCAAAUAUUCGAGACCCGUCUAUCAUGUGGGGCGACGGCCUACUGCACUCUAUGGCGCUGCGGCCGCGCGGGGCGGAGCCCUACCGUGUUGCACGUUUAUGGGGGACCUGAGGUCCAGACUGUUACAAAUAGUUACAAGGGUAUUCGCCAGCUCCGCAUGCAUAUGCUAGCGGCGCGCGGUUUCAACGUAGUGGCGGUGGACUCGCGCGGCUCCAAGCACCGCGGCAGGGCGUGGGAGGCUGCCAUUAAGGGCAAGCUCGGCCAGAUCGAGUUGGAUGAUCAGGUCGAGGUGUUGCAAUGGUUGGCCAAGGAGACUGGCUGUAUAGACAUGGAGAGGGUAGCUAUACAUGGGUGGAGCUACGGUGGAUAUCUUUCACUACUCGGCCUGGCGACCAGACCGGGUAUAUUCCGGGCCUGUGUAGCAGGGGCGCCAGUAACCUGCUGGCGUCUUUACGACACGGCUUACACGGAGCGUUACAUGGGCCCCCCUUCAAGGAGUCCCCACGCGUAUACCAGGGCCAGCGUACUGGCUCAUGCACCCUUCUUUCCUGAUCAGGAAGGCAGACUGCUAAUCAUCCACGGACUAGCAGACGAGAAUGUACACUUCUGUCACACCGCCGCGCUAACUGCAGAGCUGGUGCGGUUGGGGAAACCACAUCGAGUACAGGUCUACCCUGGCGAAAGACACUCGCUGCGAGCUAUGCACGCCGCAAAACAUUACGAAGCGACGCUAUUACACUUUUUACACGAAAACCUGUAAAUAUCCUGAAUAAUUCAUAUGUAUGGACCUCCAAAUGUAUACAAAACAAUAAUAUUAAUCCCCGAAAAUGUAUGUACCCGCGUAAUUCCCGAUCAGGAUGGAGGCUACUGUAUUUUAUGACAACAGGUGGCGCUAGUGUGUCUCGUUCUUUGUCCAAUAGGGAAGUAGCUUGUAUCGCGCCAUUAGACGUUUCAUUUUUGACAGCUGCUUUGAUUGGACGAAUAGAUUUUUUGGUAGAUUAGCGCCAUCUAGUGAGCGAAGAAAUGGCAAUGGCCUCAUAUUGGUAAAAAGGAUGAUGAGUAAAAUUAAUAUAUCUGUUAAAGAAAUUCAGGACACGUAUUUUUUACUAGUUACUACCGCGCGCUUUCACCUCCUGCUCGGGUCCUAUUUAUCGUAGCGUGAUAUUUUAUAUCCUACAGCUGCAGCCAAAUGCCAUUUAGCGCUUGUCUACUCGUAGAAUAGAA